Messenger RNA from Helianthus annuus (common sunflower), 993 nucleotides. Its product is annotated as ethylene-responsive transcription factor ERF043-like. NCBI's taxonomy places the organism in Eukaryota, Viridiplantae, Streptophyta, Magnoliopsida, Asterales, Asteraceae. Bases 96 to 929 code for a protein of 277 amino acids. Gene Ontology annotation, biological process: regulation of DNA-templated transcription. The transcript has a single exon. Gene Ontology annotation, molecular function: DNA-binding transcription factor activity; DNA binding. The record is from RefSeq and is a predicted model, not a curated record.
CCCUCUCCCCCCCCCCCCCCACCUCUCCCUCUACUAUUCGGGUCGGGUUAAUUACCCAAUUAGAGAUUUCUUGAUUAUAAGCUACUAGCAACACAAUGACAAGGGUGGCACCGGAGACCGAGUCAACCACCACCACCACAUUACCCGAACCAAACCCGAAAAGAGUGAAAAGGGUCAAAGAGGAUCCAAAAGAGAACCCGAAAGAGGAUCCGAAUGAUGAAGCCACUAUUUCAAACACUAGUAGUUGUAACAAAGCAAACAACAAUAGUAAGCACCCGGUUUAUAGAGGUGUUCGGAUGCGAGCAUGGGGCAAAUGGGUAUCCGAGAUCCGAGAACCCAAGAAAAAAUCCCGGAUCUGGCUCGGUACCUUUUCCAACCCGGAAAUGGCCGCACGCGCACACGACGUCGCCGCACUUUCCAUCAAAGGAAAGUCGGCCAUUCUUAACUUCCCCGAACUCGCCAACGUUUUACCACGACCGGUUUCAUGUUCGCCACGUGACAUUCAAGCCGCCGCCACCAAAGCCGCUAAUACGGAGUUCACCACCACAACAACCACCUUAACAACUACUACGCCGUCAACACCCUCCACGUCAUCUUCUUCCACGAUGACGUCAUCAGCUAACAUUGAGUUCACCACCACGACAACAACAGCAACGUUAACAAGUACGGCGCCGUCAACACCCUCCACGUCAUCUUCUUCCACAAUGACGUCAGCGGACUCGAUAGUGACGUCGGAAGAGGUGUCAACGGUGCUUGGUGAGAUUGUGGAGUUGCCGAGUUUGGGAACGAGUUAUGACUCGGCCGAGUCGAGGGACGAUUUUGUGUUUAUUGACUCAGUUUGGGAUUAUUAUUAUUAUGAUUCAUCUCCACCAUGGCUGGAAGAAUAUGAUGUUGGAAGUUUCUUUGAUACGUUAUUAUGGCAACAUUAAUAAAUGGUUUGUAUGUUUUUUUAAAAUCUUUUUCCCUAAUAAUUAAUGGGAUUUUGUUUGGGCA